AUGGCUCAAUUUUACCCCGAGAAUACUGAGCUUGUCGCUCGCACCAAGCUUGCAACACUGCAACAUAAGACCUCUAUUCGGGAGUAUGUGAAGGAAUAUUCGGCGUGCAUGUUAGAGAUUUAUGACAUGUCAGAGAAGGAUCGCCUAUUCAACUUUGUGCGGGGUCUGAAAGAUUGGGCUCAAAGGGAGAUAUGGCGCCAGAAAAUUGAUACCUUAUCGGGUGCUAUAGCUGCAGCUGAAAGGUUGAUGGAUUACUCGUCAGACAAAGCGCCCAUCCAGAAGAAGGGGAAUAGUGGGUCAACAUCAAGCACCCCAAGGAGUACCAGUGGUAAUACUCAGGUUAGCUCGAACAGUGUGGGGAAUAGGUUCAGGAAUGGGGGAGAAGACUCGCAGAAGAAUGUCUUCACCGCAUCUACAAACAGAGGUGGGUCCUCGGGCUCAUCAUCAUCAUGGAAUAAACCCCUCACCUGUAUACUUUGUCGAGGGCCGCACAAAUGGUUUGAGUGCCAACAUAAGUCAGAAAUAGACAACCUCCAGAAGAUUCUCUCCUCAAUGUCCUCUAACCCUCAUAAAGGAGAGGACAAAGAGGAGGACAUGGGAAGCGAAGAAGAACCCUCUAAGUUGGGGGCAGUGUAUUGCAUGUACGCUAUGGGAAAAGAAACGUCGGAAGAUAAGGGUCGGGCUACCAGCCUGAUGUAUGUAGAUGUCUGGAUAAACGAGAAGAAGGCUCGGGCGAUGGUUGAUACAGGGGCCACUCACAAUUUCAUCACGAAGCGCGAGGCAAACAGGUUAGGGCUGAGAGCCGUGCAUAGUGGUGGUCGCAUGAAGGCUGUGAACUCUGAAGCACAACCGACUUGCGGCGUGGCAAAGAAUGUGAGCACCAGGAUUGGGGAAUGGAGUGGGAGCCUGGACUUCACAGUGGCAACAAUGGAUGAUUUUGAGCUGGUCCUUGGGAUGGAUUUCUUACACACCAGCAAGGCUGUCUCGAUGCCCCACCUAGGGUCCUUACUUGUGACAAGCCACCAACCGUGCCUCCUACGGACACACGCCCAAGCUGAAAAGGGAAAAGAAUUGAAAGGCCCCCUUCUCUCGGUGAUGCAACUCAAGAAGGGGAUGAGGAGGAAUGAGCCUACGUUCCUUGCCACUCUCUCGAUGAAGGACGAGGAGGUCGAAGGCGAUAUCCCGGAAGUUAUAGGAGAGUUGCUUGGGGAAUAUGCAGACAUACUUCCUAAGGAGCUCCCAAAAUCUCUUCCUCCUCGAAGGGCCAUAGAUCACAGCAUUGAAUUGGUGGCAGGUGCUAGACCACCUGCACGAAGCCCCUAUCGGAUGGCCCCUCCAGAACUUGCAGAGUUACGUAAACAGUUGGACGGGUUGUUAGAAGCUGGGUUCAUCCGGCCUUCCAGAGCUCCCUAUGGAGCACCGGUCCUUUUCCAAAAGAAGCAAGAUGGGAGUUUGAGACUGUGUAUCGACUAUAGAGCCUUGAACAAGCUGACAGUGAGGAAUCACUAUCCGAUACCGUUGGUAGCAGACUUGUUCGAUCAGCUAGGAGAUGUUGUGUACUUCACGAAGCUUGAUCUAAGGUCCGGCUACCAUCAAGUCCGAAUUGCUCAGGGGGAUGAACCAAAGACAGCUUGCGUCACCAGAUACGGCGCGUUCGAGUGGUUGGUCAUGCCGUUUGGGCUAACAAAUGCGCCCCCAACAUUCUGUACCUUGAUGAAUCAAGUCUUCCACGACUACCCUUGA
Messenger RNA from Chenopodium quinoa (quinoa), 1743 nucleotides. RefSeq lists its product as uncharacterized. Gene Ontology annotation, biological process: proteolysis. Gene Ontology annotation, molecular function: aspartic-type endopeptidase activity. The record is from RefSeq and is a predicted model, not a curated record. The transcript has a single exon. The coding region runs from base 1 to 1743 and encodes 580 amino acids. NCBI's taxonomy places the organism in Eukaryota, Viridiplantae, Streptophyta, Magnoliopsida, Caryophyllales, Amaranthaceae.